Bombina bombina (fire-bellied toad) is the source of this 2701-nucleotide messenger RNA. RefSeq names its product CWC25 spliceosome associated protein homolog (gene CWC25). Gene Ontology annotation, cellular component: U2-type spliceosomal complex. The transcript is spliced from 10 exons. Gene Ontology annotation, biological process: mRNA splicing, via spliceosome. The record is from RefSeq and is a predicted model, not a curated record. NCBI's taxonomy places the organism in Eukaryota, Metazoa, Chordata, Amphibia, Anura, Bombinatoridae. Bases 46 to 1233 code for a protein of 395 amino acids.
UCGGCGUUCAGAGAGAUAGACUGUCUUCAAUCCGAAGUGGGAGCCAUGGGGGGAGGAGACUUGAAUCUGAAGAAAAGUUGGCAUCCACAAACUUUGAGAAAUGUGGAAAAAGUGUGGAAGGCUGAACAGAAACAUGAGGCGGAGAGGAAGAAAAUUGAAGAGCUACAGCGAGAGCUGCGUGAAGAGAGGGCACGGGAGGAAAUGCAAAAAUAUGCUGAAGACACAGGCGCUGUUAAAAAGAGAGAUGAGAAACUUGAUUGGAUGUACCAGGGCCCUGGUGGUAUGGUGAAUCGGGAAGAGUAUCUUCUGGGGCGACCUGUGGAUAAGUUCAUCCUGGACAAAAUGCAGGAUCCAGAAUCUGGACCUUCAACUGAGACUGGACUGCUUCCAGGAUCCAUUUUUACUCCAUCUGCAGCAAGUUCCACACUGGAUAUAGCCAACAAAAUCCGGGAAGAUCCAUUGUUCAUGAUCAGGAAAAAGGAAGAUGAACAGAAGAGAGAAUUCCUCAAGAACCCAGUGAAGAUGAAGAUGAUCAGAGAAAUGCUGCAAACUAGUCUGGACAAAAAAAGCAAAAAGAAAAAGAGGAAAAAGGAAAAAGAGAAAAAGAAGAAAAAAGAAAGGAGGAAGAGUUCCAGCAGUGAGGAAGACAGCAGCAGCGUUGAGGACGAAAGGGCCAAGCACAGCAGGUUAGAGUCUCAUAAGAAAUACCCACGCUCUCCCUCUCCCCAAGCCCGACAGAAAGUUCCAGGCUUUGGUUUGCAGGUCCGCGAAGAAGAUUAUCGGAAUAAGAGGAAUGAACCCUCAGAGCAGGACCGGCACAGACACUACUCUCGCAGUCCACUUCGUGAUUCUAAGGGGAGCAAAUCUAGGGAGGAGGGCACACACAGGCCAUGUCCGAGGAGCUCACCAUCAAGGCAUGAAGAGCGGUACAGGCGGCAGCGGCCAUCAGGAUACACUAAAAAGCUCACUGCAGAAGAGUUAGAACGUCGCAGGUUGGAGAUGAUGGAGGAUGCACGAAACAGAGAAGUAGAAAGAGAGAGUAAUGUACGCCGAUACAAGCAGGAAGAAGAGACUGAAAAGGAGAAAGAGCAGCAGAGGAAGGAAAGCAAGUUUCUACACCAAAUGAAGCUUGAAAGUGCAGCUACAUCUUCAGUAGAAGACAGAGUCAAGCGCAAAAUUCAUGGAAUCCAACGCACUGCCUCCGCUUUAGAAAAGAAUUUCAUGAAGCGAUAACAUUUUGCUAUAUAUUUUUGAAAGACAGUUGUCUUCUUUUAUUUUUCUCCCUUACACUUUCUUGUUCGAAGGCAAUUUUGUGUCGUCUUGUUUUUUUAACCAUAUCCUUUUAAAUAUUUUGUCACCUUGAUUAUCUGAAUAUGUUUUUAUUUUUAUACGGUUUAAUAUAGCGAUGAAUAUAUUGUGCACACCUUAAUAUUGUUCAGAUGUAAGCAAUAAUGUUGUUGCAUCAGUAUGUUCUGAACAAUCUAACAAAAUGUAAAUGUGUGUAUAUUAAAAUAAAGGUAUUUGGUCUUCUUUUUAACCCUAUGGCUGCAGGAAAGAGAAACAAUGUAUUGAUUUGCGAUGCAUUUUAGCCAAGGGGUUAAAAGCAAGAAUGAAUAAUAAUAGUUUAAACAAGCAAACUUUUAGUUAUCAGCUGUUGGUUUAUUUCUCUACCCAAAUGUUGGCACACCCCAGAAGCCUGGCGGCUAUAUUGCCUCUCAAUUUAGCACGUUGGCAGUUUUUGUUGGUAGAGAAACAAGGAACUUAAGUGGUUAAGAAUUAACUUUUUUAUUGUUCUUUUGCUUUCAAUAAAGUGUGUAAAAAGCAAAUCUCAUAGGUUAACAAAUAUAUUAUGUGGGCAUUUAUUAUUUAGAGAAAAUUUAACAAGCUGACUGGGAAAGAAACCUCAGGGGCAGACUUUUGUUAUUACUUCUUAAAGAGGGAUGGGUUAAAUAAAAAACAUGUUGGUGUUUGUGUAAAAUUGGGCAACAGCAAUUCUCUGUACAUUUUCAGUAUUAUGAUACUGCUCGUACAGUGGAAAGCUGUGUUUUUUAGAACAUCCAAAUUACUGAGCAAAACUGCUUCACCAAUGUACAUACCUACUACCUGUGCUGCAACAUCAAUGUAAAACUUUUGUUCGGAAUUUAAAUUUUGUAUCAAAAUAUUGAUUUUUAAAAUUUGUAAUAUUUAAUGUAUUUUGGCUUUAAAAAAUUAAACAAGAUCAAUUAGCUGUAUGAACACAGUGUUUUCCCAAGGAUCUAUUUAAUGGGCACACCACCUGGCUAAAAUUAGCACUUUUUCCAAUGUUUGCUGUACAAGUUAUCAUUGAAUCAAUUUUUUAAAUUAUGCAAUUAAUUUAGAUUCAUAAUGGUACCUGCUGGCAAAAUAUUCUGUGGAGAACACUGUAAUACUAUAGCAGUAUGUAUAAAAUUGCAGAAUUUUAGACACCUGUGUACUGUGUGUAACUGAGAUUUAAAAACAAAUUGUAAACAUUCUGUUUUUAUAUCAUCUUGUGACUAUUUAUGUAUGUUUCGUCUUCAAAAAUAUAUACAGAAAAUAUUCUGGAUAUACUAUAGGACCUCAGUAUAUACAACACUUACAGUAUAUUUAUAUAUAACUUUUUAGACCUUUUUUAUUAUUAUUUUUUAAAGUUGAAUAGCUGUAACAUAAAAACAUUGAUUCAAUUAAUAAAAUGUUUAUAGAG